Molecule: messenger RNA, 1996 nt
Organism: Cyclopterus lumpus (lumpfish)
Lineage: Eukaryota; Metazoa; Chordata; Actinopteri; Perciformes; Cyclopteridae
Gene: surf4
Product: surfeit 4
Exons: 6
Coding region: 187-996 (269 amino acids)
Biological process (GO): Golgi organization
Cellular component (GO): membrane; endoplasmic reticulum; endoplasmic reticulum-Golgi intermediate compartment
Source: RefSeq, a predicted model, not a curated record
UCACCGCGGGGCAUUGUGGGGCGGAGGCGGCCUUUCUCUGCGUACAGGCGGUCGGGAAAUCUUCAAGUAAAUAACGUUAACAGGGGGGAGGAGCAGUCAUAGUGCAGCCUGCGGGGAAAAAAAACAACACUUUAAAAUCGUGUUGCGCUGAGCUUCAAAUAUUAAAAAUCGUAUUAUUACAUAAAUAUGGGACAGGAGGAUCUCAUGAGCACAGCCGAAGACGUGGCAGACCAGUUCCUUAGGAUAACCAAACAGUAUCUGCCCCACCUGGCACGUCUGUGUCUCAUCAGCACUUUCCUGGAAGAUGGCAUCCGCAUGUGGUUCCAGUGGCAUGAGCAGAGGGACUACAUCGAGGCUACCUGGAGCUGUGGCUACUUCCUGGCUACGGCCUUUGUGCUGAUGAACCUCGUAGGACAGCUGGGUGGUUGUGUCCUCAUACUCAGUAGAAAUUUUGUACAGUAUGCCUGCUUUGGACUAUUUGCCAUCAUAGCGCUACAGACUGUUGCAUACAGCAUUUUAUGGGAUCUCAAAUUUUUGAUGAGAAACCUCGCCCUCGGAGGUGGUCUGCUGCUGCUGCUGGCCGAGUCUCGUUCGGAAGGAAAGAGCAUGUUUGCUGGAGUACCCUCCAUGGGAGAGAGUUCGCCAAAGCAGUACAUGCAGCUGGGUGGUCGAGUACUGCUGGUGCUCAUGUUCAUGACUCUGCUGCACUUUGACUCCAACUUCUUCUCUAUCCUGCAGAACAUGGUUGGAACUGCACUCAUCAUCCUGGUGGCCAUAGGCUUCAAAACCAAACUGGCGGCGUUGACCCUCGUCGUGUGGCUUCUGGCCAUCAACAUCUACUUCAACGCCUUCUGGACCGUCCCCGCCUACAAGCCCAUGCACGACUUCCUCAAGUACGACUUCUUCCAGACCACCUCGGUCAUCGGUGGUCUGCUGUUAGUGGUGGCACUUGGACCUGGAGGAGUGUCCAUGGAUGAGAAAAAGAAAGAGUGGUAGGCCAAGGGGGUUUAAGAUAAGAGGAUUGCACACCACCACUAACUCCCCCCAUCGAUUGGGACUCAAAGACCUUCCCUCCUUCAGUUCCACUCACCAGGGAACACCGUUUUCUAGUUUAUUUUGUAUCAAUCCACUCACAUCUAUGGACAUUUAUUUUCUAUUUUACAUCAUGCAUAAUGCCAGAUUUGUUUUCCAUAACAACAAGAAUAAAAAAAGACCUGUGUGUUUCAAAGUGCAAUGAUGCAUAUUAUGACAAAAAGGUUUAUUUGUUUUGUUUGCAGAGAGAGAUGAAAAUAAUGUAUUGUAUUUUAUGGGUAUUAUGUCAUGAGUUAUAAUAGAUUAACGUUCAUAUUUUCUGAGUAAAUGCGGCAGAGUGGACCGAGUGCAGCAGUUUGCCCCCUCCCCACCCCAUGGAUGUUGGUCUUUUUUUUUUUUGCCGUUGGAUCUUAGUGUCAGAGACUUACUCUUUAUAUCAAACUCGGGCACUGAUUUGACAGCAACUCGCCUUGACUCCAGGUUUCAUCUUCCCUGUGGUUUUUCCUUCAACACGGUAGCCUUUAAAACAUCUUUACACCUUCAAUCUCAUCUGACUCUUGUUCAUGGGGAGUUGAAUCCAGAGGGAGGGGGGGGGGACAUGUACGUUGUGUUCAAAUUGGUGGAUUGCAGUCGUGCUUGAUGAAAGUUUCAACACAAUUGUUAGCGCCAGGACUUGUUAUUGAGUAUUUUGUCCUGUAUGUCUUUGGCAAAUGCCUAACUUGUGAACUGUAUAUGAUCUGGUCAAUAAGAGUGGGAGGCUCAAUGUUUGUGAAACACCAUAAUCUGCAAUCUAGAACAGCCAAGAGGACUUAGCAGUGUCACUUACUAUCUGGACUUGCUCAGUGUUUUUUGCCCUGUGUAAGAAAUGAAAAUAAACAAAUUCAGUGUAUUGAUUUCAAAAGUUUAUAUUGUAUUUUUUAUUUUGGAACUUCAUGGCGAAUAAAUAAAAAUUCUAAAAUAUAAA